Molecule: messenger RNA, 1432 nt
Organism: Brassica napus (rape)
Lineage: Eukaryota; Viridiplantae; Streptophyta; Magnoliopsida; Brassicales; Brassicaceae
Product: lipoate-protein ligase LplJ
Exons: 4
Coding region: 391-1164 (257 amino acids)
Biological process (GO): protein modification process
Cellular component (GO): mitochondrion
Source: RefSeq, a predicted model, not a curated record
CCUUGCGCGCACAUAGCUUAAAUCUAUUCCCUCUCUUGUCAACGCUCUAGUAACAAAGACAAGAACUGAUUCCGACUUACCGUCAAGAAGCUGUCUUUGGGUAUACAAUAGAAGUUGCACAAGCGUCGACAAAGCGCGUUGCUUCGACCCUUGAAGCUUCUAACGACCUAUAGAGUCUCUCCGAGAUCGCCGAGCAGCGUCCAUCGUCGGAGUUUCUCGCUUUAAGGUAAGAUUCCUUCUUGUCUGAAUUGAGAUUUGAUACAAAUCAAUCAAAGUUUCCAGCUUUGUCUGUUUUUCGAUCUUCUCCACGUUUUUUGCUUUCUGGGUUUUUUGAAGAACUUAUCUUUUACUAGAAGCCCUUGUUUUGAUUUGUACUCCAAAGGGUUUAAGAUGAGUAUAAGUAGAGCUCCGUUGAUGAAUCUCGUUAGACUUAAAGGAACACCAAUUUUGGAACAGCUUCUUUUAGAAGAGAGGCUUCUUAGAGCAUCAACUGAUAAUUGGUGCAUCGUUAACGAUGGAACCAAUGUCCCUACCAUUGUCAUGGGAAUGUCAGGGAAGCCUUCUCAGCUUCUUGAGGUUGGACCUGUUAUAAAAGAUCGAAUACCGGUGAUCAAAAGAUUCACCGGAGGUGGGACGGUGAUUGUUGACAAGAGCACUCUCUUUGUGAGUUUGAUUUGCAACAAGGAUGACGUUCCAAGUGUCCAGCCUUAUCCUCGUUCCGUCAUGGCAUGGAGUGGCUCCUUGUAUGGUGAAGUGUUUGAAGGUGUUGAUGGUUUCCAUCUACGUGAGAACGAUUAUGUUUUUGGUGACCGUAAAUUUGGUGGGAAUGCUCAGUCAAUAAUUAGGAAUCGAUGGAUACACCACACGUCAUUUCUAUGGGACUACAAUGUUAGAAACAUGGCUUACCUUAAGCUUCCUUCCAAAGUGCCACAGUACCGGUUGGAAAGAGAUCACACAGAGUUCGUGUGUAGGAUGAAGGAUUACAUUGAAAGAUCAGAUUUUGUUGAGAAGACAGUCAAGGCGGUGGGAAACCAGUUUGCAAUGAAGGAAGUGAACAUUGAGGAUAUAGAUUCCUACGCAAAAGGAGAACAUGUGAAGAGCACGAGGCUCCUUACAAUGGAGGAACUCCAAGAAGCAAUGGCAAGCACGGCUCAGAGUGCAUGAGCAGUUAUGGAAUGCAAAACUGCUAUAGUUUGCUUGGUCCUUGAUUCUUUGCCUCGUUGUAGACCAUUCUUAGAAUUCAAUUCAUGGUGUAACUCAGAAUCCGUAAGGGAGAUAUGUGCUGAGUGUUUUAUUUUGUAAUUUGGUUUCACUUUGGUGGGGAAACUUUGAGCUAAAAAAUGAUAUGCUUCCAUAAGCAUACUGAUCCCAAGGGAUACAUAUGGAAACUAUAGCAAGAGAUUCAGUAAGAGAGAUUUGAUUAUUGGCAAAA